GUUCCUGUACUGCGCUUCCUCUAUCUAUAUAUUGCCCUUGAUUGAAAUUUGAAAGAGCCGGUUGCGAUGACGUGUUUAGGAGAUAAAAGGAUUAAAGUCCAGUUACCCCCUGUUACUCCACAACACUCGUAUUUUGACAACCGUGGAAUUUUAUUGAUUUGUGGGAACAUCGAUGUGAUGUUCGUUUGUUGGGAGAAUGCAACGGUAGUUACAUAAUCCUUUCCCGAAUGUAACACGAGCAAGCACGAGCCGUGCCGAUAGUCUCCGAAGCAAAGCUAACCGGUUGCGCAGCAACGGGUAUUAAACAAUAUGGCGGCCAAAAUACACGUUAAAUAUCCAUAAAAUCAGGUUGUGCUGUGUUUUCCUCGAAAUUCCACUAACCGAAUGGAUUAUAAAUGAUAUAAUAUGAUUAUUAAUCAAAAUAGUAUCAAGUCAAACGACAGUUCUUUGAAGGAGAAUUGGAAGAAGCAUGGUGCUGAACUAUUUCCUUGUGCCUCUGGUGUCCAAGCUCCCUAUGUAGGUCAAGCUGACUCAACAUUUAUUGCGUCUAAAGAACACCAUGAUCUUCAUCCAACGCCAACUAACUUGUCAGACACAUCAUUUAUAGCUGAUGAAUUGCCUGCACAAAAAUCGAAAAAGAAGUCACCUCAAAAGACCAGGCUCCUUGGCGAUGUUGUGGACCCAUUUGCUCACACGUCUGUGGCGAGUUUGCAGGAAUUGCUGCCUCAAACCCGCUUAUAUCUUCCGGAUGUUGGGAAAAAGAGAGGAAAGAAGCAAAAACAACAAAAAAUGAAAGAAAUAAGCAGCGGCAUGAGCUUUUCACAAGAUGUAAUGGCAUUUCGUUGCUCUCAUUUGAUCGAUUAUGAUGAAGAGACGAUUAACAAAACUGUGUAUCAAGGAUCGCGGAGUCGUAGGCAGAAACGAAGAGAUCAACCUUCACCUACUGGAUUUCCCCCAAAACAUACGUUAUGUCAUCUUAACGAGCACGAACAAAAUAAACUUGUACAUAAGCCAAAAGCUUUUGUUGAGAUUGACAAACAAAUGAAACAUGAAUUUGAGGAGAUAUUGUACUCGGUUGCAAAAUCCACGAGACCUUUUAGAUCUAGUGUUGGAAAAUUCGAACAAUCUGAAAAGUCAGCGGAGGAUAGUCCUGAAUGGGAUGAAUAUGUUUUAGCCUUGCUCAGUCAGUCUACAGCAAGAUGGCUGAGUGAUGAAUUAUCCAGCGGCCCUGAACAAACUCGGUUGGUAAACUUUUUAAAGAAUCGUUAUGAAAAGAUGGAGAAUAAGGAAGACGACGAGUCCGCAUCAGCUACGCAGUUGAAAGACGAAACACAUAAAAGAGAAAACAGUAAAUUUGGCGAAGAGCUUGAUAAAGUUUUAACCGAUGCAAAUUUUGAGCCACAUUAUUCCCCAUCGUUCACUUUACCUCCUGCGGUUGGAAAAAAGAAAUUUACUACGGAUAAUAUCUUUCAACAAGAGAUGAUGGCUGGCGCGUUUCCUGUUAGGACUGGCCGAGCGCCUCGUAAGAGCAUUGUCCUCGACACGAACUCGCAUUUGAAAUUUGAAAAGAAACUUCAAGCGAAUUUUCCAGAAGAUCCGAACAAAUGGUCAAAAGGAAAAAACCAGAAAGCGGCGAAGUUACCCGGAAAGGUCGUGAAAGGUUUGCAAAGAUGGAAUGAGUUACCAGCGUUGCUGCAGGACGACACGUAUGUUCCUUCAUUUCAAACAUUUGAAAAACCGAAGAAAACAUUACGAGAGAUAGAAUUGAUGUCUGCUCAUAAAACACGGGAGGAUAACAAUAUACUACGUAUUGGUGAAGAAUGGAGAACUAAAUGGAUGUUGGAAAAGCGCUGGCAAACCGCUUCAACUGAGGAGCUCAUUCGUGGAAUGAAAGACAUCAACGAUCACGUAAGACUAGCGGCUGUGGCUGCUUGCAACAAAGCUGCUGAACUCAGGCAGCGCAGGCGAGCUGAACAAGGAUUUGUUUUACGACCGGAUAAAGCGAGUUUGGACGCUGAAAAGAUGAAGAAGGAAUUGGAACCAGAGCUUUUAGAUUGUAUUUCAAAUUUACUUGAUGAUAGUUGCAAGCAGGUGCAACUGACUGCAGCUGUAACCUUGUGUUCACUGGAUAUUUCUGAACCAAAGGCGGUGGAGAUUUUAAAAGAUUGUGUCCAAAAUGGCAACGAUAUUGAACGCUGGUUAUCUGCUCAGUGUCUGGCCCUAUCAGGACAUUCUGCUGAUUAUAUUAUCACAGAAUUAUUAUCGCAGACAUCCAGCACAGAUCUCGUUCGACAAGAGCAAGCCGCUGUUUUACUGUGGAAAUUAAGCCAUCAUUCGUCGCUGGUUCAUUCGGUGGUCGCAGAGUUACUAAACAGCAGCAGUUGUCAUGAUAGACUUGUGGCUUGCCGACUUUUACCUCGUUUGAAAGGAUCUUUAAAUAAGGAUAUUGCUCAGAAGCUUUCCUACAUGAUGUGGAAUGAUUGGGAGAAAUCCGUGCGAACUGCGGCGGCGCAGGCCCUGGGGCGGACCGGGAAUGGCAAGCUUGUUCAUGACGCAUUAUUGAAAAGACUUCAGGAAGACAACGAAAGGGUGAAGACUGAUGCUCUUCGCAAGUUGGCCAACUUGGGCAUCAUGACGGUCCACUUGCUACCAGCCUUCCUGUCCUGCUUCAAGAGCGAGUUUGUUUCUGUGAGAUUAGAAGUUGCUACGGCUUCUGGAGCUAUCAAUACCCCGGAUGACAGGAUCGUCGCUGCCUUGGUUGACCUCGCCAGCGAAGAUCACAGUUGGAAGGUCAAAGCUCAUUCAAUAAAUGCUUUAGGAAAAAUCGGAAAAGUAACGGAUGGCGUCAUAGAAAUGUUGGCAUGGAGCAUGCGUUAUAGCAAAGAGGCCGCUGUACGUGCUGAAGCAUGUAAUGCUGUUGCAAAACUUGGCCUCAAAGAUCGACGCGCAUUGAGUGUGCUACAAGACAGAUUGAUCGUUGAAACAGAUGAAAUCGUACGAAUCGAAGCUGAGCGAGCGUUGAAGAGUCUAGAAGUGGAAUUCACAGGAGAUUUAGAAAUGUUGAAUGCGAUACAAUCCGAAGUGAAACGCCUGUGUAAAAAAGACAACGUCAUCUCGUGUAUUUUACAACGUGAUAAACAAGAAGAUUAUAACAGAGACUUUGAGCGUCUGAUCGCGGCCGAUGUCAAAACGCCGCUCAGCUGUAAGGAAUCAGCGCAUGCGUCGGAAAGGUCCGUGAAAUCUAGCGAAGGCUGGAAUCCAAUCCUCGCUGGAUUUCGCGCACGUUCUGCCUUGUCCGAGCCCAGUCCACCAAUGGUGAUGAGAAUGGAGCGAUCACGAUUACCCGUCGACCUGAACAGCGCAACGUCUGAAGGAAGUGAAAGGACUAAGUCAGAGCUAGACUCGUAUCCAGAUUCAAUGAGGUCAAGAUCAACGACUGUUGACGAAACCGAUGCGGUUGAUGGUGAAAAUUAUCCAGUUAUAACUAUAGAUCAGAAAGAUGAUUCUGCUGAAAAUAUCUCAUAAUUAAACUGAAUCAGUAUUAAUAUUAUCCUAUCACUUUAAGUGUUAAUACUUUGACAAG
Molecule: messenger RNA, 3583 nt
Organism: Dendronephthya gigantea
Lineage: Eukaryota; Metazoa; Cnidaria; Anthozoa; Malacalcyonacea; Nephtheidae
Product: HEAT repeat-containing protein 4-like
Exons: 13
Coding region: 406-3525 (1039 amino acids)
Biological process (GO): peptidyl-hypusine biosynthetic process
Molecular function (GO): deoxyhypusine monooxygenase activity
Source: RefSeq, a predicted model, not a curated record